Molecule: messenger RNA, 3060 nt
Organism: Phytophthora sojae
Lineage: Eukaryota; Oomycota; Peronosporomycetes; Peronosporales; Peronosporaceae
Exons: 6
Coding region: 1-3060 (1019 amino acids)
Molecular function (GO): calcium ion binding
Source: RefSeq, a predicted model, not a curated record
AUGCCGACGCCUCGCCUCGAGCUGCCGGCGGCAGGGCCGCUGCUGUUUCCUCGCUACGUGGACGCGGACAGUCUCCACGCGGAGGACGACGCCGACCGAGCCGUCCGCAGCCAGUCGGUGCUUCGGGUCGUGGGUCUGCUCGGAGCUGCCAACUCGUCGCCAACGCCCAGGAAGCAAUGCGGCAGCCCCCGCGCCGCAGCGUUUGCCGCCCCCUCAGCGCCUGAGAGUCCGUCGCUCUACGGAUGCGACCCCCCCGGCCCCUUCCCCCGAAGGAAGCACGCAGCGUCGCCACGCGUGAGCAAGAUGGCCCCGUUGAACGCCCUCCCGCCCCGAGCGCCCUCGCCCGUCGGUGAGUUCCCCACGGACUCGGUCGUCUCGCUCGUGUCCUUAAUGUCGCCACCGUCGGGCGCCACGACCAUCCGGUCCCCGCGACGAGCGAUCCUGGGCCAGUCGGACGUGCAGAAGAUCACCAGGUGGCUGCAGUCGCUCUCGCGCGAGAGCGAGAGCUUCUCGUCCUACGCGCUCUACUGCGAUAUGCUGUUCCGAGAGAGUCGCGUGCUGACGCAGGGCAAACCCGCCCCCAACCGUCUGCAGACGGCGAUCGCGUUCCAUUGCCUGUGCAAGGCCACGAGUGUCUUCGCGAGACAUGAGAGCAUUCUGCUUCAGAUCUGCAACGACUUGGGGGCUGCCAUCUACAUGAAUCACGACCCGGCCUUGAUCCGCAACAGCGAGUUCGAGGCACUGGAGUUCUUCACGCGCCUCACCACGUUCUACGAGCAACACACCGUGUUCCACCAGCAGAGGCAAGAUCUCCAGCAAGAAAUGCUUAGACAGCAAGCGGCACACCAGCAGCGUCUGGACGAAGAGCGGACCCGAAACGAUCAGUUGAAACACUUGCAGCAGCAGCUCCACGUCAAUAAACUCGACCAGAUCAGUACGAAGAAAGCCCACACCAAAGACCUGAGCAGCAAGCUGCAAGAUAUUCUGCAGCACUUCCAGCACGUCAGCGAUGACGAGAAAGAGAAAAUCGUCCUCGGUGCGAUCGACGCAUUGCAUGCACACGUGUCGGCCACCGCGGUACUUGCAAUAACGGACGAGAUGGACCCAGCCGAGAAGGACAAACUUAUGGGCAGUUUGUUUCGGGAUGAAAUGAAGGAGAUCACGCAGCAAAUUGAGGCACAGGUGCUCGUCAAGUCGAAUGCGCACCAAAACAUGAUUCUGGAGCGCUCAGCUGCACGGAUCACUCGCUUCCAGGCACUCAUUUUGCAUGCAAUUAACCCCCCAGAGAGUGGCGAAGAUCCAAAAGAACACGGCAGCGCUGAAGCGGACGAUUGUUUGUGUGACCACGAUCGCAAAGUACUCGAGAGUAUCGGUGAUGUGGUCGAUGAGUUGCAACGGGAGAAGAAAAGUGCGAUGAGCCUAGAGCAAAAGCUGCAAGAGGCUGAAAAACUCGCGACUGAUCUGCGAUGGAAAAACAACGUGCUUGUGAACGAAGCGGAAGAGACUGCGAAAACACACGAGCAACAACUCCAAGAGAUCCGAGAUCAGCUCGCAGACGCUCAAAACUCAACCGACGACAAAGCUGUCCAAACAGAAGAUGGCGACGAAACUCGUCGCCAAAAUGAAAGUGGCGGUGGGAAGCGACGGCGCCAACUGGCUGGCUCGGACAGCGACGACGAGCUAAUCAUGAAGAAUCGAGCCAGGAACAAAUUCGGCUACGGUAUUGCUAACAUCAUCGACCAAGCGAAGAUUGCUCCGUCCAAAGUGCGCAAGAUUUUGCUGAAGCGCAAACCUCUGACGUUGAACGAGCUCCACAGUAUCAUUGUCGGAUACUACCAGGCCAAGAUGUUCCAAGACGUGCAGGAUGAUUCGUCAGGCAAACCUCGCGCGAACUUGGCGCAGUUCAUCAUGGAGAUAUACGUGCUACACUAUGGUCUGAAAGACCUAGCUGUCAGCCAGCUCAUCUUUCUGGAUGCUGCCAUCCGCAAGAACGCUCGAGAAAGCGCUCGUGUGCGGAUAUUUGGACUUCUCACAGGCUCUUUGGACCCGGAAUCCCAUGCCUGCUCCGUUCAAGGGGUCGAUUUCUUUCUGUUGGUGGUCGUGAUCAUCUUCAACGCUGGUGUUUACAAGAAAGGCAGGAAGCAAGCCGUGACCAUCGCACAAAACCUCAAGACGUUUUUCGGAGAUGGAAUUUUCGUUAGUCCGAAGUCUGUGACGGUUAAACACGAUUUGGUAUGCCAGACGAUUGAUCUGGCAUUCUCGUUUACACGGAAUGAGCCUGGGGGACCCCUGAGCCAACUGAAAGACGAGAUUCGACAGAGAUGCUCAGCCAAUCGUGGGGGCUUGGAUAUCGACAUGGUGCUGGAGAAGAUCAUGAAUUACUGGUUCGUGCUGUAUGAGCAACAGAUUCAGGACAUUCACAACAUGUUCACAAUGGUCGACACAAACGGCGACGGCACCUUGGAUUUUCAGGAGUUCUGCGAGCUGGUGGCAGUUCUUGAGCCAACUAUGGACCGUCGUGACGCGCUGGCGCUGUACAACCGCGCAGCAGGAGAAGAUAAUGUCAUCGACAAGGACGAGUUCGUGCAGGUCAUGCUAGCUCACCAGCGGGGCGUCAUCCUUGAGGAAUUCUAUGGCGGGGUGUCGAACAAGAAAAUCCUGAUGGGAAUCGAGCAGCGGAAGACCACGUUGUUGCCGCUAGGUUCGUCCACGGCGACGAGCCACGAAAAGGAGGAAGGGUCCUUCGCCUCAUUGACUGCAGCAAUGGCCUCUGUCUCAAUGCCCGCGGAGGCUUUGGAAGAGGAGGACGAGGAACCCACGAGUCUGGACGAUCUCGAGAAGACGGAGAGCCAACGAGUGCAGGAGAAUGUGUCCUUCCAAACGCUGUCUAGAUUGUCGACGUGGGCCGCAGAGGCCAAGAUGAAGCUGCGACGAUCAACAUCCAAAACUAUCAAAGAGGAGCAAGAAGCCGUAAGUGACACAUUCCAGGGUGACGCGACGCUCUUGCUGCAUCAAGCGCUGCAAAAGGCCAACAUUAGUGUAGCUUCGCCCAACGAGUAG